Molecule: messenger RNA, 312 nt
Organism: Protopolystoma xenopodis
Lineage: Eukaryota; Metazoa; Platyhelminthes; Monogenea; Polystomatidea; Polystomatidae
Source: the annotation of a GenBank genome assembly
AUGCAUAUAUGGACUCGCUACGAGGAUAAUUGGUGUCCACACGACUCGCUUUUGCACCGGGUCUCUGAAAAAAAGGAGGGCUGGCGCAAACAAAAUCCUCACUUUUGCGGACCGAAAGAAGCUACGCCUCAGUCUCAGGGUUUGGACGGCACAUCUGGUCGGCUUGGCAACAAUAGACUUGUAUUCACGAGAAAGCGGUUUUCACUUGGUUUCGGGAUUCAACUUCAACUCAGACCGAGACCGCAGGCCUGCAGGACGUCUUGCGAAAAGGAGAUAAGCCCGAGUCUCGAUGAGGUGUGCGGUGCGGCUUAG